Molecule: messenger RNA, 871 nt
Organism: Lolium rigidum
Lineage: Eukaryota; Viridiplantae; Streptophyta; Magnoliopsida; Poales; Poaceae
Product: leucine-rich repeat protein 1-like
Exons: 6
Coding region: 1-642 (213 amino acids)
Molecular function (GO): protein binding
Source: RefSeq, a predicted model, not a curated record
AUGGCGCCCGCGGUGGCCAGAGUUCUCGCGAUCGUCCUCCUCGUGGCGGCCGCGUCGACCCUGGCGGUGGCGGACCCGUCCCCCGACGCCGUGGCGCUCCAGGCCUUUCGGAGCGGGCUGGAGGACCCCGACGGCGAGCUGCAGAGCUGGGACUCGGAGCUGGUUGACCUCUGCAGCUGGUCACACAUCAUCUGCGACGCCAACAAUCGAGUCACCCACAUAGAGCUUGGCUAUCUGAACCUGUCCGGUCCACUGUCGCCGGAGCUCGCCAAGAUAGACCAGCUACAGUACAUGAGGGUUGGGGACAACAAUAUUCAGGGAACGAUCCCGGAACAGUUCAGCGACCUGGGUAACCUGAUCAGCCUGGACGUGUACAACAACAACAUCUCAGGGCCGAUACCCGCGUCGCUUGGGAAACUCUCCGCCCUGAAAUUCAUGAGGCUAUAUCAGAACCGUUUGACCGGGCCGAUUCCGAUGGAGCUGACCGGACUGUCUCAGCUGGAAAUUUUGGACCUCUGGAACAACGAUCUCUGCGGCACGAUCCCGACUUCCGGACCGUUUCAGAACCUUCCUCCCAGCAGCUUCGCCAACAACCCGCGCCUGCGCGGCCCCGGCCAGCAGCAGGACGACGACGGCUGCUAGACUAGAUCGACAUGGCGGCGGCCAGCGUACGUGAGCCGUCAAUCGGCGCCCAAGGUUACUACCAGAGCUAGCUGGGAGGGUCGAUGUAGCUAGCUAGCUAGCUGGAUUCAGUGUGCGAGGUUUAAUUAGCUAUGUCUGUGUGUAUGUGCUACAGCAGGGUGGGUGUCUAUCCCUUGUACGUACGAUCAAGAGGUAAAUAUCAGCCUCCAUAAUGAAAAUAUGAAAUCCA